Drosophila willistoni is the source of this 5801-nucleotide messenger RNA. RefSeq names its product endoribonuclease Dicer. Gene Ontology annotation, biological process: siRNA processing; pre-miRNA processing; apoptotic DNA fragmentation. The transcript has 8 exons. The record is from RefSeq and is a predicted model, not a curated record. The coding region runs from base 408 to 5585 and encodes 1725 amino acids. Gene Ontology annotation, cellular component: nucleus; RISC complex; cytoplasm. Gene Ontology annotation, molecular function: RNA binding; protein binding; ATP binding. Lineage: Eukaryota; Metazoa; Arthropoda; Insecta; Diptera; Drosophilidae.
AACAGCUGCUUCAAUAAAUUGUAAAAUAUUAUUUUUAUUAAAAUUCAUUAAUUUUUUUAACUUUGUACUAUUUAAGUCCGUAACGUGUGUAAGUGCCUUUGCCAUAUCUAUUGCUGUUUGAGUUCGUUGUGGUUAUAGUUAGUAAAUAAUUGCAAUUAAAAGUGAAAUUCGGUACAUCCCCGGAAAACAAAAAAGACAAAGAGGUUUGCCUCUUUGUGUGUGCCUAUAUAGAUAUAUAUGUAUGUAUGUUUGCCACUAAUAUUAAGCCACGUAGCAUAUCACAGAUAAGAACUAUCCCUUCAAUUCUAAGACAUACGUGGGAUUUGCAAUUCAUACAUAUGCUUGUAUAGUGCAUACAGUGAUUGGAAGCACAAGUGUUAUUUGAUACUGCAAAGAACAAAGACCCAAUGCCUGCUAACGCGAUGACAACCCCACCCAAGGAAAUGCAAGUACGUAGUUAUCAAUCGCGUCUGGUUGACUAUCUAACUGAGCGCAAUGGGAUAGUCUAUUUGCCCACAGGAGCCGGCAAAACCUUUGUGGCCAUCCUGACACUAAAACGUUUCUCAUUGGACUUUGAUAAAACCAUCGAGGAUGGCGGAAAACGAGCUAUAUUCAUGUGCAACACUGUCGAAUUAGCCCGUCAACAGGCAUUGGCUUGUAGAUCACUUACAAAUUUCAAAGUUGGAUUUUAUGUAGGCGAUCAAGGUGUCGAUGAAUGGAGUAGAUCCAAAUGGGAUGUUGAAAUAAGAGAAAAACAAGUUCUUGUUGGCACUGCCCAGGUCAUGUUGGACCUGAUGCUUCACGCCCAUCUGUCUCUGGGCUCCGUAAGCAUUGUGAUUAUAGAUGAAUGUCAUCAUGGCACCGGACGUCAUCCGUUUCGUGAAUUUAUGCGUUUAUUUCUACACGUUCGGCCUAAUGUGCAACUGCCACGAGUUGUUGGGCUUACCGGAGUCUUGAUCAAGGGCAAUGAGAUCAACAAUGUGAAAAAAAUGUUGAAAAAUCUGGAGACAACAUAUCAUGGCAAUAUUAUCACCGUGUCCGAUAUGAAAGAAAUGGAGAAUGUCAUGCUUUACUCGACCAAGCCCAAGGAGUUUUUUUUGUUAUAUGGCUAUGGAACUCAUAAAUUUGAGCUCAUAGAUACUAUUAAAUAUUACAUUGAAGCGUUUCACAAGAAGUUGGACAAUUACGAUAUUGGCAAACAACCAGUCCGUUUCUCCAAUGGUCUGCAGCAGCAGCGGGAGCCAAACAAGAAAAAUUUUGCAAAAAGUCUACUUAAUGAUUUUAUUUAUCAACUGGAAGAGUAUGGUAUCUACGUGGCGUCUAUAGCAGUCGUUGCUUUACUAGUUGAGUUUGAAAUAAAGAAACGACAGGCCGAGACGCUGGUCUUAAGAUCAAUAUACCGAAUGGCCAUUAGUCUAUGUGAUAAUAUUCGACAUUUCCUUGUAAGCAAAUUGAGGGAAGACAUAGAUGAUGAUAUGUCUGAUGACAAUGUGGACACCGAAGAAAACAUUUACAAUUUUUCUACCCCUCGAGUGCAAAGAUUUCUUCAUUAUUUAAAGCAAACCUUUAGCAACAAGAAUCCAAAGGAUAUAUGCUGUCUAGUAUUUGUAGAACGAAGGUACACAUGUAAGAGCAUCUACGGUAUGCUUCUUAAGUAUAUCGCCUCAGUGCCGGAGUUGAAGAAUGUACUGGUGCCGCAGUUUAUGGUGGGACGGAAUGGAAUCAAUCAAAAUUUCGAUACCGUACUGGAACGAAAAUGGCAAAACUCAGCCAUUCAACAAUUUCGAGAUGGCGAGGCAAAUCUAAUGAUAUGCUCAUCCGUAUUAGAGGAGGGCAUCGAUGUGCAGGCCUGUAAUUAUGUUAUUAUACUGGAUCCAUUGAAGACAUUUAACUCAUAUGUGCAAACAAAGGGACGGGCUCGGUCUAAAGAUGCUGUUUUUCUUAUCCUAGCGUCGGAAUCUGAAAAGCCAAAGACUGCGAAGAGAAUUAUGGACUAUCAGAAUGCUCAUAGAGAUAUAGCCAAUUAUCUGCAGGAUCGUGUCCUGGAGCGUGCCGAGCCAAAAAUGGAUGAAAUAAACGAACAUUUUAGAGAUAUAAUUCCGCCUUAUAUCAAUGAGACAGGUUCUUUGCUUCUGGCCAGUAGUGCGCUAGCAUUGCUACAUCGUUAUUGUCAAACCUUACCAUCCGAUGCAUUUGGUUUCAAUAUGCCGUGGUACAAAUUGCUUAACCCAGACGAACGUGUGCAACAUUUUGGCAAAAGUGCUGAAACUAAGCAAGUGGUUUCCAUUAAUCUGCCACUUAGCACCAAGCUAAGGAGUACCAUAUAUAGUGAUCUUAUGAAUUGCAAUAAAUCAGCUAAAAUUUCGGCUGCCUUCAAUGUGUGUAAGGAACUUUAUAAACUUGGAGAGCUCAAUCAAAAAUUUCUGCCAACUACAUUAACUGACCGCCUAAAAGAUGUUUCUGAUAUCCAUUUUAAGCACUGGAAGAAAUACGGCGACGAUGUAACCAAAACAAACCGUAAGGAAGAUAAAUCAGGCAAUACCAGCAAAUAUCCUGUCAACUGUCCCACCCAAUUGUAUGAUACACGUCCUCGUGUGGGUGAGACCUGUUAUGCUUAUGAGAUAUUAUUGAAGCCACAUUUCGAGCGCAAUGAAUACACGGCCCAUAUGCACGAUGCCUUACAGACGGGGCGUGGGUAUGCCUUGCUCUUGCGUAAGCGACUACCACCUCUGGCCGAAAUGCCAUUGUUCAGCAGUCAUGGAAAGAUUCAUGUAUCGGUCGCUGAGCAGCCGCAUGAAGUGAUUUUGAAAACUGAAGAGCAAUUGGAUCAUCUGCAUCAAUUCCAUAUUAUGCUGUUUAGGGAUAUCUUGAAAAUUUGGCAGUCCUACUUUGUGCUUGAUAAACGCAGCAAGGAGAAUUCCUAUCUGGUGGUCCCCUUGGAUAUUAAAUCCAGCGGAAAAGGGGAGGGCAAUAUAAUAGAUUGGAAUCUAGUGACGCAGUUCUAUCGUGGUCUACCACAAUCAAGAACUCUAAGCCCGGAUCAGAGACGCAGGCAAGAACCACCAUGCCCGGAUGACUUUGAGGGUAAAAUUGUGACCCAAUGGUAUGCAAGUUAUCAAGAUAAACGGAUGUUGGUCACCAAGGUGCACAGGGAUAAGACCCCAUUUAGCAUGAUGGAAAGUAACCAAAGCGAAAAUAAUUAUUAUGACUACACCAUGUCCAAGUAUAAAAAUGUUAUCGGAGAUGUGGUCCAUCAAAAUCAGUGCCUUAUCGAAGUUCGUGAGUUAACACAGCAAUUAAAUUUCUAUAUAGCACAUCGAGUAAAAACGUCGGGUCAGAGCAAAGCUCGUGCGCGAAUUAUUUUAAUACCCGAGCUAUGCUUCAAUUUUCAAUUUCCCGGCGAUCUUUGGGCAAAAUUACUCUUUCUGCCAAGCAUUCUGAAUCGUUUGCAUUACCUGCUUCAUGCAGAGGCACUGCGUCAGCGUAUGAAUACUUACUUGGGACUACAUGUGCUACCACAAAAUGGUCCAAAUUAUCGGCCCAAAGUGCUGGAUGUCGAUUUGUCGUUGCGCCGCAAUGUGGAUUCUACAGGAAAUGCAGUUAGCAUGGAAGUUGAGGAACCACGCUCCAUGUUGGAUCCAUUGCCCACCAAACAAUUAGAGGUAUCAAUGGAUCGUCUUCAGAUUAGUGAUCUAGAAGCACCCUGGCAAAGUUAUAUGGAACCAGUAGACUUGAGUCGCAACAUGAUGUUGACUCAUCCAGUUGAACUUGCUUAUUACUGUCAAUUCACCAGCGGCCAGAUUGUCAAAUUUGACAAGAUAGAGGAAGAGGACAAAGAAUUCUGGAUGGAGACGCAAUUCAAAAUGUCCAAGGGAAAUAUUUACGACUAUAACACUACGGCGAACGAAUCUCUACCAGCCCUGCUACCCAACUCGAAUCCAAUAACUCCAGUCGAGCAGCUAUCGGUGUUGCAGAAAACCAUUUCCAAUGAACACAUCACUCCCGCCGAGCAGAGUGAAUUUCUAACAGCGAUUACAAGUUCCGGAUGCUCGGAUGUCUUUGAUAUGGAGCGUUUGGAAUUGUUGGGUGAUAGUUUUCUAAAGAUGAGUGCAACAUUAUAUUUGUCAAGCAUUCAUAGCAACUGGAACGAAGGCGUUCUCACCCAAAUAAAAUCCACAUUGGUGUCCAAUCGCAAUCUUUUAUAUUGCAUGAACGAAACCGAUAUUCCUUCGAGAAUCAAUAGCACCUUGUUCACUCCCAAGUACACCUGGAAACCGCCUGGCCUUAGUUUGCCACAUAAUAUAUUAAAUCUAUGGCAGGAACAGCCAGAAGUCGCCAAAUUUGUAUUACCAAGAAAUCUGUGUGCCCUACAACUUACUGAGGAAGAGAUUUUCUCAUUGGGAAAAUUAACCCCGGCAAACUUUGAAAAGUUUUUGGAAAGCUGUCAGGCCAACACGAAUUACACCAGUACGGAUUAUGAAUCUGAAAUGAAUUUCUGUAUCGGUAAAUCAAAACUGUCAAACAAAGUGGUCGCCGACACGUUGGAAGCUCUCCUUGGCGUUAUUGUUAAGAACUAUGGUGUUCAGCAUGGUUUCCGCAUUUUGGAAUAUUUUGGCAUCUGCAAGCAGGUAGACAUUGGCAAGCCAUUGUCCCAACUUCUUGACCUUCAAUUGGGUAGCACUCGUACACGAGCGGAUCGUGAUCCUCGUGAGAUUGAUGGACUACUCAUCAAUUAUCAUUAUUUGGAGCGAAAUCUUGGAUACACCUUCAAAGAUCGCGCCUAUUUACUACAGGCUCUCACACAUCCAUCGAAUCCCACUAACCGUUUGACUGGCUGCUAUCAAGAGUUGGAGUUUAUUGGUGAUGCCAUUUUGGAUUUCCUAAUCUCAGCAUAUAUUUUUGAGCGAAAUAUCCGCAUGAAUCCUGGCCAACUGACAGAUUUGCGAUCCGCUUUGGUCAAUAACACAACAUUGGCCUGCAUUUGUGUUAGGCAUCGGUUCCAUUUAUUCAUUUUGGCUGAAAAUACACUACUUACCGAAUCCAUCAAUAGUUUUGUGGAUUUCCAGGAAAAACAUAUGCACCGUGUAACCCAUCAUGUGCGAAUACUUCUUGAAGAAAACGAUAUACAAUGUCACAAUCCCUUGGACGAGGAAGAUGAAUUGGAAAUGGCCGACAAUUUGUCUACCAACGAUGAACCGCUAGCCAAGGGUAACUUGAAUAUGUCGGAAAAUGUAGAUGUGCCCAAGGCCUUGGGUGAUGUUGUAGAAGCCUUAAUUGCAGCCGUGUAUCUUGAUUGCAAGGAUUUACAAAAAACCUGGGAAGUGGUAUACAGACUCUUUGAGCCUGAACUUAUUGAAUUCUCACGCAAUGUGCCUAUAAAUCCUCUUCGUCAACUCAAUGAGCAUAGGCUAGCUAAACCGAUAUUCAGUCCUGCCAUUAUGGAUGAGGGUAAGGUGAUGGUUAGUUGCUUAUUCACCUGCAAUGAGAAAACCAUUAAGGUCUAUGGAUUUGGUACCAACAACAGCCAAGCUAAGCUGGCGGCAGCAAAACACGCUCUACGCAAACUUGCCAAGAGCGAAGCUUAGAUUCCAGUUAAAGCUAAUGGAACCACAUGCAUCAAUUUGCGAAUAUCAGGCGUUUAGGAUUUACAGACUGUAAGUCCUGAUCGCCUUAUAAUCGCAAAUUAAUACUUGGAGUUAGUUUGUAUCCAGCAUUUAAUAAAUAUGCUAAUUAAUAGGAGACUGGCUUUUAAAGCUGAGAAUUUUUUUUAGACCCAUUAAAUUAAGUCUUUUAAAUUGUUU